Messenger RNA from Ilex paraguariensis (yerba mate), 1710 nucleotides. NCBI's taxonomy places the organism in Eukaryota, Viridiplantae, Streptophyta, Magnoliopsida, Aquifoliales, Aquifoliaceae. The record is from the annotation of a GenBank genome assembly.
AUGGUGCCACCUAAUUUUCAUGGGAUGGCCAAAUGGCGGUUUACCCUGAGGCUGUUCUAUCAGAAGCUUGCGAAACUAGAACGGUUAAUUAAUUUGUCGAGUGAUGAAUCUAACAAGUUAGAAUUAUAUGACUAUGCUGUUCUUUUUCUGGCUUCAGAUUGUGGUACAUUUAUGGAUGUUGUCAAAGAAGUUGCUCGGCAGGGGUCUGCAUCUUGUAAAAGUGUUGCCAUAAGAGCUGAUCAGAAUAGCUAUAGUUACAAUCAACUGAUCUCAUCUGCUUGGAGGAUAUCUCGUUUGUUAUGCAAUGCUGGCUUGAAAACUGUUGAUGGUAUCACAGGAAAUGAACAUCUUGAUGGAGCUAGAAUAGGCAUUGUGGCUAAACCUUCGGCCGAGUUCAUUGCUGGCAUACUAGGGACUUGGUUUAGUGGAGGUGUUGCAGUCCCCCUUGCACUUAGCUACCCGGAAGCUGAACUCUUACAUGUCAUGAAUGAUUCGGAUGUCUCCAUGAUCUUGAGUACUGAAGAUCAUCGGGAGCUUAUGCAAAAUGUUGCAUCUAAAACUGCUGCUCAAUUUUCUCUUAUUCCACCUGUUCCUAGUAUCCUUUCACAGACAACUAGUAAUGAUCUAUCACAAACUGGAGAAAUGGAUGUUGAUAGAAGUUUGCCAGGGAUUGGAAACUCAAAUGGGAUAGAAGGGGAUGACCCAGCAUUGAUAAUCUAUACUAGUGGUACCACAGGUAAACCUAAAGGAGUUGUUCAUACGCACAAAAGCAUCUUAGCACAGGUUGAAUUCAUACCAAAAUUUAGUGUAAGGGGUGUCUGGCAAAGGUGGCGUGAAUCCUAUCCAGAUAACGGGAAUAAAGCAAUGGAUGCUGUAACUGUGUUUACAGGAGUUCCGACUAUGUAUACUCGAUUGAUACAAGGCUACGAAGCAAUGGAUUCACAAUUGAGAGCUGCUUCUGCUUCAGCUGCAAGCCAGUUGCGUCUCAUGAUGUGUGGCUCCUCUGCACUUCCUCUACCAAUCAUGCAACAGUGGGAAACCAUCACUGGACAUCGUCUUUUGGAACGAUAUGGCAUGACUGAGUUCGUCAUGUCAAUUUCUAAUCCCUUAAGAGGUUUGCGGAAAGGAGGCACUGUUGGCAAACCUUUUCCCGGUGUACAGGCAAUGAUUCUUGCAGAAGAUGGUGGUGAUGAUACAACAGGGGUGGGUGAACUUUGCAUUAGAAGUCCUUCUUUGUUCAAGGAAUAUUGGAAACUUCCUGAGGUAACUAAAGAAUCGUUCAUUGAUGGUGGCUUUUUCAAGACUGGAGACACUGCUAAAGUAGAUGAAGAUGGAUAUUAUGUCAUCUUGGGACGUACUAAUGCUGAUAUUAUGAAAGUGGGAGGAUACAAAUUAUCUGCGUUAGAAAUUGAAGCAGUCCUUUUAGAGCAUCCAAUUGUGUCCGAGUGUUGUGUGUUGGGCUUACCUGACAAACACUAUGGGGAAGCUGUAUGUGCAAUAAUUGUGCCUGAGGCAGAGGUGAAGAGAAAACGGGAGGAGGAAUUGAAACCUGCUCUGCGUUUGGAUGAACUGUGCACCUGGGCUAAAGAGAAACUCGCACCCUACAAGUUACCAACUCAGUUGUUCUUGUGGGAGUCGCUGCCUCGGAAUGCCAUGGGAAAGGUGAAUAAGAAGGAAUUGAAGAACGCACUAGCUUCUGAACAACAAUAA